Ornithodoros turicata is the source of this 3252-nucleotide messenger RNA. RefSeq lists its product as uncharacterized. Lineage: Eukaryota; Metazoa; Arthropoda; Arachnida; Ixodida; Argasidae. The record is from RefSeq and is a predicted model, not a curated record. The coding region runs from base 1 to 3252 and encodes 1083 amino acids. Gene Ontology annotation, biological process: proteolysis. The transcript has 2 exons. Gene Ontology annotation, molecular function: aspartic-type endopeptidase activity; nucleic acid binding.
AUGAAUCAGGCAAGGUUUCCUGAAUUCGUACCAGGCUCCAGUUGGAACUCGUGGCGUGAACGCCUAGAAUUUCUCUUCGAGGCGAAUAACGUGCAGGACGCAGCUAAGAAAAGGGCUCUGUUGUUCACGUUUUGCGGCGAACAGACCUACGACAAGGUGCGAGACUUGCUGCAUCCGCUCACACCGGCGCAAGUUCCGUAUGACGACAUAAUCGAACGUCUGAGCAGCCAUUUUGAAACAGGUCCUUCUGAACUUCUAGGGCGCUGGCGUUUUCACAAAAGGGAUCAACUUCCUCAAGAGACAAUCUCUGAAUAUGUCGACGCUUUGAGAGCUCUAGCUAAAGACUGCAAUUUCGGUAAUGUUGCCGUUCCAUUACCGCUACCACUUGCACCAACCACACGAUCGCCUCCCACGGCGCACGGUGAUUCCCCAGCGACCCAAACUGCAACCAUGGCUUCAGCGAUCGCUUCACCGUCCCAAGCAACGGUCUCACAGGCUCCGACGACCGCUGUUCCGGCUUCGGCGAAAACAAUUUUACCCUUGGAAGUGAUGCUACGAGACAGAUUCAUCUGUGGUCCGAGGGACGUGCACCUGCAGCAGCGUCUACUCUCCGAAAGGAAUAUCACAUUCCAAAUGGCGGGCGACACUGCGAAAGCCAUGGAAUCCACGGUUUCACAACAGGCAAGCAUGCGCAGCAGGGAAGAAAACAAAGUACUUCAAACUUCAGCAACCAGAAGCCCAAAGAAGAAUAAGCUCCCUAAGCCGUCCAAAAAGUGCUACCGUUGUGACGGUGCGCACAACCAGAAAAGCUGCCCUCACCGAAAUUCCACAUGCCAGUUCUACAAGAAACUGGGGCAUAUUGAAAAAGCAUGCAUAACGAAGAAAAAGAAGCAGGCUUCCGGCACGCGCUCAUCUGGACGUCAACAAGCGAAUAAUCUAACUGCCGACGAAGCAGAUUCGCGGAACAGCUUAUUCACGGUCAACUCCAUGAGCCAAUCGACUGAAAGCUUAACCGUAUGGGUUACGGUAAACGAACGCCCUUGCUGCUUCGAAGUCGAUUCCGGUGCAUCAUUUUCAAUAAUGAGUGAGAACACCUUCAACCAGCAAUGGGACAGCAACAGACCACGUCUACUGAAAGCAGCAUUGAAAUUGAGGACGUGGACCGGCACACCACUUCAAGUCCGGGGCAAAGCACGAGUCACCGUUCAGCUACACAGGAAGCAAGCAAAACUCGAUCUGUACAUCGUCGCGGGAACUGGAACAAGCCUCCUAGGUCGAGACUGGUUUGAGCCACUGGGAAUUUCACUGUCUGGCAUUCACCGAGUCACGGAGUCACGGUGCCAACCACUACUCGAUCAGUUCGGCACCCUUUUUAAUGGCAAGAUUUCAGGCCAUGUAGGCGACCCUAUACACAUCGAGCUGCAGCCAAACGCAGUCCCUAGGUUCUUGAAGUCCCGCACAGUGCCACUGGCAUUGAGGACAGCAGUCGACAAAGAGUUAGACAAGUUAAAAGAGCAAGGCAUUCUGAAACCCGUUUCUUCUUCGACAUGGGCUACGCCGCUAGUAACAGUACGGAAGCAGAACGGCACCUUACGUCUAUGCGGAGACUACCGUAGCACGGUGAACCAAGCGGUAGCGAAGGCAGCGUAUCCGCUUCCCACAGUAGAUGAUAUGCUGGCUCUAGUUCAAGGAGGCAGGAUCUUUUCCAAGAUCGACCUUCAGCAAGCGUAUCAGCAGUUACGAGUGGACGACGCAUCCUCCGAGCUACUCACGAAAUACAUGGACAGCCUUCUGGCAGGGUUAGAAGGUGUCGGGGCGUACCUCGACGACAUUCUCAUUUCUGGCAGUACCCUCGACGAGCAUAACAAGCGUCUGCGCUCUGUGCUUAAGCGCUUGACUGAUGCAGGGCUCAAGGUUCGUCUGGAGAAAUGCCUUUUCCGCGUACAAGAACUUGAGUACCUUGGGUAUCAUAUCAGCGCAGCUGGCAUCAGACCCACACAAGUCAAGGUCAAAGCUAUCCUUCAGGCACCCAACCCAAGGAACAAGAAAGAGCUGCAGUCCUUCUUAGGAUUGCUGAGCUUUUACAACCGUUUUCUAAAGGACCGAGCGUCGGUUGCAGAACCCUUGUAUCGGUUGCUGCACAAGGACACACCAUGGUUUUGGGGAUCCCAAGAACAAGACGCUAUCGACAAGCUCAAGCAGUUGCUAGCUGCAGCACCAGUAUUGGCACAUUUCGACGUUAACCGGCCCGUUUUGCUGGCAUGUGAUGCCUCACCAUACGGCAUAGGCGCAGUCCUUUCGCAACGGACACAGAACCACUUGGAUGUUCCAGUGGCGUUCGCCUCACGGACACUCAGCAAAGCGGAGCAGAACUACGCGCAGCUAGACAAGGAAGGCUUAGUGGUGGUAUUUGGUAUGAAGCACUUUCAUCACUUCGUGGCUGGUAGGCAUAUAACCGUGGUCACAGAUCACAAACCGCUACUUGGUAUCUUCAGUCAAGAAAAACAGAUACCAGCAGUACUAUCGCCUCGGAUGCUGCGCUGGUGUCUCUUGUUAAGCGCUUACGAUUAUACACUGAUAUAUCGUCCGGCUCAUCGGCAUCAGAACGCAGACGCGUUGAGUCGUCUUCCGCUUCCAACCACAGCUAAUGAGGACACUACUGGAGACAUUUUAAUGCUGGAAUCAGUCGAGUGUGAACCACUCACACCAAGACACAUUGCAAGCUUAACCAAAGAAGACCCUAUUUUGUCCAAGGUUUUUCAGGCUGUACAAACCGGCGACUUUUCCAGUUGGAGAGAACAAGCGUUCACACCGUAUAGGAGGCGUACCAGUGAGCUUUCCACGUGUAAAGGAUGCGUGAUUUGGGGCUCACGUGUAAUUUUGCCCAAGAAAGCACAAUCCCUAGCGUUAAGAAUGCUCCACGCCAACCACCCGGGUAUCGCAGCCAUGAAAAGUACAGCAAGAAGCCAUUUCUGGUGGCCCAAGCUGUAUCAUGAUAUUGAGAUCACGGUGAAGAGCUGUCCGAUGUGUCAGACUUGGGCUCGCGCUUCUUCACCACUCGUGGACAUAGAGUUCGAGCGUCCCCACACGCCAUGGCACACGCUACACAUGGACUUCGCGGGACCCAUCGACGGUUGGUCGUACCUUAUCGUCAUAGACUCAUUUUCCAAAUGGCUCGAAGUCAAGCGCAUGCGAAGCAGCACGCAUAAUAGAACAGUUACGCAACAUUUUUGCGACGUUGGGCAUCCCUAG